Molecule: messenger RNA, 3412 nt
Organism: Sarcophilus harrisii (Tasmanian devil)
Lineage: Eukaryota; Metazoa; Chordata; Mammalia; Dasyuromorphia; Dasyuridae
Gene: GLYATL3
Product: glycine-N-acyltransferase like 3
Exons: 5
Coding region: 23-874 (283 amino acids)
Cellular component (GO): mitochondrion
Molecular function (GO): glycine N-acyltransferase activity
Source: RefSeq, a predicted model, not a curated record
GUUCCUAAGAUUUCUGGAGAAGAUGAUACUACUUAAUUGUUCCACCAAACUUCAGAUGCUAGAGCAAAUGCUGCGGAAUAACUUUCCUGAAUCGCUCAAGGUUUAUGGAGCCGUAAUGAACAUGAAUCGUGGAAAUCCCUUUCGGAAGGAAGUAGUAGUGGAUUCAUGGCCAAACUUUAAAACUGUAAUCACUCGGCGCCAGAAACAGGCUAAGACAGAUGACCUGGACCAUUAUACCAAUGCCUAUGCAGUCUUCUAUAAGGAUUUCAGGGCUUAUCAUAAGCUUCUAGAGGAGCCUGAUGUUAUCAACUGGGAGCAAGUCUUUCAGAUACAAGGACUCCAGGAUGGGAUAUAUGAAAUUUCCAAGGCUGUUGCAAACUCGAAACAAUUGGAUGUAAAUUUGACUUCUUUUAAGGCAGUCGAAUUUUCUCCUGUCCCUAUGCCAGAUGCCAAUUCCCGAGUGACAUCUUCCCCUCAGUUGUCUUAUCUGAGUGUUGCUGAGGCUGGUCUGCUAAACAGAACUUGGUCCCGGGGUGGAAAUGAACAGUGUCACCGGUACCUUGCGAACCUCAUCUACUGCUUUCCUAGUGCAUGUGUCCGAGAUGAAAAUGGAAAACCAGUUUCUUGGGGUCUUACAGACCAAUUUUCCACAAUGAUUCAUGGUUACACCUUGCCAGAGCACCGUAGGAAAGGCUAUAGCCGGCUGGUGGCUGUAACAUUGGCCAGGAAACUCCAAAGCCGAGGAUUCCCAAGUCAAGGCAAUGUCCUAGAUGAUAACACAGCAUCAUUAAGUCUUCUUGAAAGUCUUAAUGCUCGUUUUUUACCUUGCCGUUUUCAUAGACUUAUCCUCACACCUAAAGCUUUAUCUGUCUAGAUAGAUAUAUCCCUAAAGCAGAAUUGAUAUUCUUUCUACUUUUUCUAUCUAUGCAAUAUUUCCUUUCCUACCAGAGAGGAAGGAAUUGAAAUGGAAGUAUGAGAGUCCCAAUGUUGUCCCAGGGAAAAAACAAAAUAAAACAUGAAGGAUCAGAUUUAGGAAACCAUGAUUCGAUUCUUCCCAGACCCCUUUGGAAGUAAUUAAAAGUUCAGGAGCUAUCAAAAAGUAUUUUUGUCUGCCAUUAUUUGGUAUUCAGUUCAGGCAAUUUCAUGUUUCAGUUUCAUGGAUGGGCUAAUGUGGGAGUCAGCAGCCCUUUCUUAGCAUGCAUGACAAAUGCUAACAUCUCAGAAUAAAAGACUUGACACAUAAACAUUUGGCUACAGCUCACUUAGUAUAAUCCAGGUUAUUAACUCAAUUCUUUAACACUUUGGCUUCCCUAUAUUAAUCCCCAUAAUUUUCUUUCCAUCAGUUUUGAAAGUAUUAAUCUUUACUUUCUCUUUUCCUUUAUCGUAUUGGGACUCACCUUUUUGUCUCUAAGGAUUAAUUCCUAAGAGUCAGUAAAUAGAGUGCUGAGUGUGUAAUCAAGAAGAUUGGAGUUUAGAUGUAACCUCAGAUACUAGUUGUGUGAUUCUGUCUGACUGGCUUUCCUGAACAAUAAAAUAGGGAUAAUAAUAACACUUAUCUCAGGGGAUUAUUAUAAAGAUGAAGUGCUAAAUUUUUUAAGCACUUAGCACUUUGUUAAGACAGUGCCUGGCAAACAGAAAUCACUUAAUAAAACUUUGUUCUCUUCUUUCCCUUCACUUCCCGCCCCUUUCAUAAUCCACAUUCCUUGGAUGAGAGAAUAGUAUAUACUAUUUAACUUCUAAGCACUGGAUGUCGCUGUUACUGUUUCUAAGCCAAUUACUAUACAUCUCUCUGUUAUUUUACGACUUAUCUCCUUCCUUCCACUUGCCUUCCCCAUCUCUCCACUAGUUAACUUUAAAGGUAGAAACCUUUCUCAUUUAAGGCAAGGUUUGUAACUGUCUUUGGUCCUAGAUACAAGGAAAUGAAACCUUUAUGUUAUAGGAAAAAGCUUUGGCAGACAGAAUGAAAUACUUGAAUCUCUUUGGAUGUUUUUUUUUUAAUAACUUUUCAAGACUUCCAUCUGAUAAAAAUAAAACAAUUGUCACAAGAUGACCAUGCUAUCGAGUAGGAACUGUAAAUAGGACUGCAUAUUUUACCCUUGAGUAGGAGUCAGGAAAGACAUACUGGCAUCCAAUAAAUUUAAUUAUUCCAGGGACAAACAAAAAUAAGAAGAUUCAUAAUGACAAAUUGGUAGGGACUUUAUUGAAAGUUUAAUAUCUCAAUAGUUCUGCUAGUAUCUCUAGUAUCCUAAGGUUUUUAGCCUAUUCCCUAGAUUUAAGUCCCAUUUAAACAAAACGGGAUAUGAAUUCAUAGAUUUGGAGUCCAUAAAAUCUUAUUAAUCAUUUAUUCCAACCCUCCCAUUUAAUAGAUGGAAAAAAAACAGGUUCAAAAAAGUUAGGUGAGUUGCUCAAGUUCACAUAAGUAGAAAAUUAGCAGAAUGGAAGUUAGAAAGAGCUUUGACUCCAGAGUCAGAGUACUUGAGAGCAAAUCUAUUUUAUUUUAUUUGAACAUUGGACAAGUCACUUAAAUUUCUUUCAGUUUUCUCAUUGGUAAAAUUAAGGUGUUGGACUAUAUGGCUUUGGGGGAUAACUUUUUAUUUUUCAUUUAACAAAGAUCCAUGGCUUAAGAAGCCAGCCUCUCUGCCUUCCAAGUUAGCAUCCUUUCUACUAAGCCAUACUGCAUUCCUUAUGGAUAAAUAUUUGAGAGUCUAUGUGUGUAUAAUGUUCUAUUAAGAAAUAUAUAAUAUGCAUAUCUGUGGUAUGGCUUCUAUUCCUUAGCAUGAAACAUUCAUAAAGACAACUUCCAUAUAAUUUAAGGGAUGGGAAAUAGACUUGUGACUACAUUGAUGUAAAAACUCUUGGAAAAACAAAUCCCUUCUACUAAUGCAGGCCAACACCUUCUUUGAAACCUAAUCUUUAAAAAAUGCCUGGAACACUGAAAGGUUAAAUGAUUUGCCCAAUGUCACAUAGUAUAUGCAGGAAAAGAUAUACAAAGCCAGCAUGUUUCAGAAAUUGAACUUGAACCCAACUUUUCCUAAACAUACUUUCAGUUCUCUCUUCACUGUACCAUGCUGACUUUUACGUUUUAGAAGUCAUCAAAUCAAUACAUUUCGUAUUAUCAAAUGAUCUUAGAAAAAAUUAAUCCCUAUAACCCUAGGCAAUUGGGCCCAGAAAGUUUGAAUGAAUUGUUCAAAAUCAAAUACUUAUAGCAAAACAAACAAACAAACAAAAAAAAAAAAAACACUAGUACCCAGUUCUUCUAACAGUCAUAGUAAGAUUCUUUAAUUUUUUUCUCAUCUUGCUACCCUUGCCUUACUGUUUUUGGAUAUUUGUGUAUGUUUACUUGAAAAGAGUUGUGCUUACCAGGGUGCCUUCACAGAGUAAGUGCUUUAUAGAUGUUUCUUGAAUUUAACAA